AUGUAAAACCAUGAAAAAAAGUAAAAAAGCAGACCUAGAAAAGGUCAAAAAUAAAGAAAUUUAGGAGACAAAUCCAAUUUUGAUAGUGUUAAUUUCAAAUCCAAUUAGGCGGCAUGUGAAUAUGAGUAUUUAAUAUUUUCUAAAUAUAGAUAAACGACCACUAAGAAAGUUAAGAAUGAGAUAACAAUAUCUCCAAUAAUGGUUUAAGAAAUUCCUUUUACAUAACAAAGAAUUUAAUAAUUAAAUUCAAAAGUGUAAGAGAAUUUGAUUUGCGAGGAAUUUGUAAAAGAUUUAUCUUCAUUUACAUUUAAUAAUUGUUAAGAAAAUAAUUAAGAAGAAGAGUAAGAAACUUUGAAUGAGUUUAUGAGAGAAUAAGUAAAAUUUGAAGAAAUUUAUAGUUAUUAAAAAAACUACUUAAACAACUAGAAAGAAAUUUAAAGUCAUAUGGUGGCUAUUUUAUUUGAUUGGUUGCUUGAAGUAGCUCAUUCAUUUAAUUUUAAAAGGGAAACAUUUUAUUUAUCUAGAAAUUACGUUGAAAGAUUUCUUCUUAGAUAACAAAAUGUUUUAAUAUCUAAAUUUUAACUUCUUGGAGUAGCAGCCAUUUUCAUAGCUCAUAAAUGUGAAGAAAUUUAUCCUAAAACAUUAAGAGAUUUUCAUAAACUUAUUUAAGAUUAAUAUUCAAUUUAAGAAAUAGAGGAAAUGGAAGUUUCAAUAUUAAAAUCUCUUGAUUUUAGAAUGAAUCCAAAUACUCCUAUAUUUUGGUUGAAUUAUUACACUAAAUUAUGGGAUGAAUUCAUUAUUAAUAAAGAACCUAAAGUCUUAUUAAAAGAAAGAACUAAUUAAUCAUACUAUAGAUAUAGAGAACUAGUUUAAUUGUUUGACAUAUGCCUUAUAGAUUAUAGAUUUAAGGAAAAUGAAAAAAUUACAGCUUUGAGCUUGAUCUAUUUAGUAAUUGCCAAAUCCUUACAAAUAUUUCAAGAUUAUAGAACCAUGGCUAAUUCUCAAACCAAAAUUAAAAGCUUUUUUGAAUCAAACCAUGAGUAUAAUUAAAUUUUCAGAUAAUUUAUUGAAAUAUCAGAUAUAUAUUUACAUUUUGAUAGAAGAAUAUAAGUAAAUUAAUCUAUAACAACUUAGUAUGAAGAUUUAAGAGAUGUUGUAUGUGAAACUACUUAAUAUUUCAUUCUUCGAUUUGAUAAUACUUUACCAAGAAUAUUAUUGAAUAAUUAGGAUUUUAUAGAUGAAGUAUUUUGUAAUAUAAAAUUUAGUUGUAACAUGAAGAGUUACUGUCCUUUUAGACUUAUAAUAAAAGUACUAUAGAAACUAUAAAUUUCCUCUUAAAACAAUAAUAAUGA
Paramecium sonneborni is the source of this 1352-nucleotide messenger RNA. The record is from the annotation of a GenBank genome assembly. Lineage: Eukaryota; Ciliophora; Oligohymenophorea; Peniculida; Parameciidae.